Messenger RNA from Suillus paluster, 1574 nucleotides. RefSeq names its product aminotransferase. Gene Ontology annotation, molecular function: branched-chain-amino-acid:2-oxoglutarate transaminase activity. Gene Ontology annotation, cellular component: mitochondrion. The record is from RefSeq and is a predicted model, not a curated record. The coding region runs from base 230 to 1561 and encodes 443 amino acids. Gene Ontology annotation, biological process: L-leucine biosynthetic process; L-valine biosynthetic process. Lineage: Eukaryota; Fungi; Basidiomycota; Agaricomycetes; Boletales; Suillaceae. The transcript has 7 exons.
CCUGUACGUAAAUUGUCACUGCUUGCAUACCCUCCAGCACCACAAUUAGAAAGUGAUGACAGGUAAUACCCCAGGUCAUGUUAGCAGUGAUUCCCCAGGCUUUCAACGCCAACUCGUGACACCUCAUGAUUGGGUCGAGUGCAACUUGAGCUUGACUAGGCUGGGGUUCGUAUAAAAAGGUAUCUUCGUAUGUCCUUCUGCUGCAUUGUACAUACCCACAGGCCUAGACAUGUCGUCUUCUUGGCUACGUCCGAGACCACACCAUUUUGUUAGGCUUACGCAGUCUGCUACUCGCUCGUUAUGGCGGCCUGCUGCCAUUGGUAAUCGGUACAUGUCCCAAGGUAUCACGCGGGACUCCGUGACGAGCGAAGCUGUGACUGGGCUCGGUAUUGAGCCCUCCCGACUCACUGUCACCAGAACAACGAGCCCGAAGGAGCUUCCUCCCUCUAAAAACCUUACCUUCGGACAGACAUUCUCAGAUCAUAUGCUGAGAAUCCCUUGGAAUGACGCUACUGGCUGGGGGGCACCCAGCAUUCAACCUUUCGGCGAUCUCAAUUUGUCCCCUAGUACUACCAUGAUUCAUUAUGCCCAAUCGUUGUUCGAGGGUAUGAAAGCCUACAUGCAUGAGGAUGGUACCGUAACGUUGUUCCGACCCGACAUGAACAUGAAACGUAUGAACACCAGUGCACAGCGGCUAUUGCUUCCCGUACGCUCCAUUCUUCUCUCCCGAACAGGUGUUCAAACCUUCUCGCAGACAUUCAACGGCAACGCGCUUAUUGAAUGCAUAAAGGAGUUGAUCACCCUUGACCGUAAAUGGAUACCUCAGGAACCCGGACACAGCCUUUACAUCCGACCCACGCUAAUUGCCACGAAUAGCGCGUUGGUUAUUGCGCCCCCAAAGGAGGCACUACUUUUCGUGAUCACCAGCCCUGUAGGACCAUACUAUCCUCACGGGUUCAAACCUGUGCCAUUAUAUGGCACUACGGAAUAUAUUCGUGCAGCGCCCGGAGGUAUCGGUGCAUAUAAGCUUGGUGCGAACUAUGGCCCCAGUGUCGUCGCACAAAACAAAGCAGCGAAGCAGGGGUACGCGCAGAACUUGUGGUUACAUGGUCCCGAGCAUUGGCUCACGGAGGCGGGCAUCAUGAACUUGUUUGUCGUUAUCAAGGACAGGGAUGGCUUCAGCGAGCUCAUCACGCCUCCUCUCGAUGGAAUGAUUCUCCCAGGUGUCACCCGCGACUCUGUGCUAGCGCUUGCGCGUAACCACGUUUCUGGCGUUAAGCGCCUCCAAGGUCUUCCUGAUGCCAUCAAGGUCUCGGAGCGUCCCGUUGCCAUGGGCGAGAUCAUUCAAUCCUCACAGGAGGGUCGCCUUGUCGAGUUAUUCGGCACCGGCACGGCGGCUGUUAUAACUCCCGUCGAGAGGAUCGGGUACAAUGGAUGUGAUAUCAUGAUCCCUACCGGUCAUGACGGCAUGGGUCCCGUCUCGAGGUCGCUUUGGACAGAGCUGGUGGGUAUCCAGACGGGGGCUAUUAAGAGUGACUGGAACUACGUGGUGGCGAAUUAGUGCGGACACAAAU